AUGCCGCUGGGCCAAGCUACACAAAGCAUGAAUACGCCGAUCUUCAAGAGGCAAUCGAGCGACUCAAACCGAGAGAGCUCGAAUACCAAUUAUCACAGCUUGAAGAUUAAGAACGAUGACAUGCAUAUGCUCGUUGAAGCAGAAAUGGAAGCAGUCGGCCAGACCAUGUUCACUGCACUCACCUACCGGCCAGGUGCUCUGAACGAGAAGCAGGCACACGCAGAAGGCGCAAAGCUUCAAAAUCUGAACAAAAAGCACGCCAAUCGCCACGAGAACGUCAAGAAAAUCAUGAAGCACCAAGAAAAUCAGCUGGUUUUCAGCGCCCGAGCCGAUUUUCUCAUUAAGAAUGUAGACCCUUCACGAUGUGGGGAGCCCCAAUGA
Messenger RNA from Lecanosticta acicola, 381 nucleotides. The record is from the annotation of a GenBank genome assembly. Lineage: Eukaryota; Fungi; Ascomycota; Dothideomycetes; Mycosphaerellales; Mycosphaerellaceae.